Myodes glareolus (Bank vole) is the source of this 8618-nucleotide messenger RNA. RefSeq names its product ubiquitin specific peptidase 49 (gene Usp49). The record is from RefSeq and is a predicted model, not a curated record. NCBI's taxonomy places the organism in Eukaryota, Metazoa, Chordata, Mammalia, Rodentia, Cricetidae. Gene Ontology annotation, molecular function: zinc ion binding; cysteine-type deubiquitinase activity. Gene Ontology annotation, biological process: protein deubiquitination.
GGAGAGAGAGUGAUUAAGAGCCAGACGUGACAAGGGUGUGAACUAGUGCCGAGCCAGGGAUGAACUGAAGGGCUGGGAUCAGCUGGGGUAGGAUCGACAAGGUGUCGGUCAAUAGCCGGGUGAUGGGUGUAAAUUCUGCAAAGUGAGGGAGGCAGAAGGAGACCUGGAUUACAACCAGGUGGAGUCAGAAAUCGGAGCGUUAGUGAAAGGACGAAAGGAAAGCGAGCUUAGAGCUGGGCGUUAAUAGGACACUUGAGGGAGAAAAAGAAAAGCUGAGCGGACGCUAGAAGCACGGUUUUAGGAGUGAUGGUGCUCUGGGACAGGGAACCUGGGGACAUUGGAGGGCUUCAGCAAGGACUGGCUGAAAAACAGCCUGAGAAGAUGAGCAAGGAAGAGAUGGGCCCUGGAAUUUAGAGGAUGGAAUGGGGAGUAAGGAACAAGAAACGAGAUUAAGGGAAGCCGGGAGAGUCCUGAUGGGUGUCGAACUGGGGUGGUUGCACAGGAGUGGGAGCUGAAUGCUCAUUUUGCUCUGAGGUGCCCCAGAAGGUCUGGAAGGGGCAGGGCACAAAUGCUGUAGUGAAGAAUCCAGUGUAGGGGCCUUUGGUGCAGAAGAUAAGGAACCAUGAGUCUUUGGAUGGGAAGAGACGUUGAAAGGAUCUUGGGUUUAUCCUGCAGCUUCAGUCAAUAUCCCACCUAAGUCAUCCCAGGUAACAGAGAAAAGGAAAACCCAGCCAAUGAUUAUGUGAUAAUAUGGAAGAAGAUGGGAAAAAACUGUUUAAUGGAUUAAGAGAGUGGCGACUGCGCUAAAACAUGGAUAGAUGCAAACAUGUAGGGCGGUUACGGCUCGCCCAGGACCACUCCAUCCUGAACCCUCAGAAGUGGUGCUGUCUGGAGUGCUCCACCACGGAGUCUGCGUGGGCCUGCCUCAAGUGUUCCCACGUGGCCUGCGGCCGCUACAUUGAAGACCAUGCACUGAAACACUUUGAAGAGACCGGACACCCGCUGGCCAUGGAGGUCCGGGAUCUCUACGUGUUCUGCUACCUGUGCAAGGAUUACGUGCUCAAUGACAACCCCGAGGGGGACCUGAAGCUGCUGAGAAGCUCCCUCCUGGCGGUGCAAGGCCAAAAGCAGGACCAGCCCGCGAGGCGUGGGCGGAUGCUACGGUCUACAGCUGCUGGCGAGGACAUGGUCCCACCGCAGCGCACUCCUCAGGGACAGCCACAGAUGCUCACGGCUCUGUGGUACAGGCGCCAGCGCUUGCUGGCCAAGACGCUGCGACUGUGGUUCGAGAAGAGCUCCAGGGGCCGAGCGCAGCUGGAGCAGCAGCGGCAGGAGGAGGCGCUGGAGCGCAAGAAAGAGGAGGCCCGGCGGCGUAGGCGCGAGGUCAAGCGGCGACUGCUGGAGGAGCUGGCCAGCGCGCCGCCGCGAAAGAGUGCGCGCCUGCUCCUGCACGCGCCCGGACCUGUGGCCGUGCGCCCUACUACCCUCGCUACCUCCCGGCGCGUGCCCGCGGCUACACUUAAGCCGCGUCGUCAGCCGGCGGUGGCCCCAGGUGUCACCGGCCUACGCAACCUGGGCAACACCUGCUACAUGAACUCCAUCCUCCAGGUGCUUAGCCACCUCCAGAAGUUCCGGGAGUGCUUCCUGAACCUCGACCCUUCCACCUCUGAGCACCUGUUUCCCCAAGCAACCAAUGGGAAGGCUCAGCUCUCUGGUAGUGGUAGGCCAGCCAGCAGCUCUGCCGCAGAGUUAUCAGUAAAGAGCGACCCUGCCCAGGGAUACGAACCUCAAGGCUUCUGCUGGAACAGCGGAGCCUCUAUCAGCAGGAGCCUGGAGCUCAUUCAGAACAAGGAACCCAGCUCAAAGCACAUUUCCCUCUGCCACGAACUGCACACCCUCUUCCGAGUCAUGUGGUCUGGGAAGUGGGCACUGGUAUCGCCCUUUGCCAUGCUUCACUCAGUGUGGAGCCUCAUUCCCGCCUUCCGUGGCUACGACCAGCAGGACGCACAGGAAUUUCUCUGUGAACUGCUGCACAAGGUGCAGCAGGAACUUGAGUCUGAGGGCUCCACACGCCGGAUCCUCAUCCCCUUCUCCCAGAGGAAGCUCACCAAACAGGUCUUAAAGGUGGUGAACACCAUAUUUCACGGGCAGCUGCUCAGUCAGGUUACAUGUGUAUCAUGCAAUUAUAAAUCCAAUACCAUUGAGCCCUUUUGGGAUCUGUCCCUGGAAUUCCCUGAACGCUACCACUGCAUAGAAAAGGGGUUUGUCCCUUUGAAUCAGACAGAGUGCCUGCUCACUGAGAUGCUGGCCAAGUUUACCGAGACAGAGGCCCUGGAGGGGAGAAUCUACGCUUGUGACCAGUGUAACAGCAAACGACGAAAAUCUAACCCCAAACCCCUUGUUCUGAGUGAAGCCAGAAAGCAGUUAAUGAUCUACAGACUACCUCAGGUCCUCCGGCUGCACCUUAAAAGAUUCAGGUGGUCUGGCCGUAAUCAUCGUGAGAAGAUUGGGGUCCAUGUCGUCUUUGACCAGGUAUUAACCAUGGAACCUUACUGCUGCAGGGACAUGCUCUCCUCUCUUGACAAAGAGACCUUUGCCUAUGAUCUCUCCGCAGUGGUCAUGCAUCACGGGAAAGGGUUUGGCUCAGGACACUACACAGCCUAUUGCUACAACACAGAGGGAGGUUUUUGGGUCCACUGCAAUGACUCAAAGCUGGAUGUAUGCAGUGUCGAGGACGUGUGCAAAACCCAGGCCUACAUCCUUUUUUACACUCGAAGAACAGUUCAGGGCAGCGCAAGACUCUCAGAAACCCCACUCCGAGCUCAGGUGCAGUCCAGCAGCAAGGACGAAGGCAGAACAUACACACUUCCCUGACUGGGAGGUGUGCAUUAAAAUGUCCUUACCUUUUUCCUCAUGGCUAAUAAGGCUUGCACAGUAACAGAUCACUGGGCUUGCCUCUCUAGGUCUAAAGGAGAGAAUGCCAGGUGAUUCCUGCCCUGUCAAAAAAUUGGUAGUCACUUUCUUUUGAAAACAUUUGAAAAUUCCCUCCUUUCAUAAAACAAAUCUAAAGGAGUAACUUCUAUGAAGAUUCUUUUGUCAGUUGCUUCUGGAUAAUUGAGGGAUCUGGAGUAGGGUGGGCAAGUGAUCAGCCAGGAGAGCAGCCAUGCCCCCUACUAAUCAGGGUCUUUAUACAGCACUGCACAGAGCACAUGAGGAGGGGCCCCCAGCUGGCAGCUGGUGGAAAAGAUUGGUUCCAAAGUGGAAGGUAAAGUCACAGGAUUUAUUCCCACAGAAGAGGUGACCAUCAAGGGACACAGCUUGCUUACAAGCUUCCUUUUUUAGGAGAGAGAAGUUGGAAAGUGGAAUGAGGGGCAUAGGAAGGCUUUUCAGAGCUAGAGCUUCUGCUGAGCUGCUGCUGUGCUCUCACUCUACACUGACGGGAGGUGAGGCCCAGCAGCCCUUUCCCUUUGAAGAGGCAGUCAUAGGAGGCACAGACCAGCGCAUGGUCGGGCUGCGCAUGUUAAGCCGGACACUCCUGAUUCCUCCUGUAGCAGGACCCUGGCUCAAGUCUGGAACCAGCUUGUGGUUUGGGUCAGUGGUCAGAAGCCUUCUCAGAAUUCAGGGAAGGUGAGUGGGGAUUGUCCCAGUGCCUGCUGCCUUAGGGUCUCACAUUGUGUGGUAUGCAGCUUCUCUCCUGCACCCACAACAUUGGUGCUCACAAGGCUUGGAGCUUUUGCUUUCCUAGGAACUGACCGUGUGUCCAGUUGUGGCCCUUCAUCUCUGCUACCCAUUCUCACCUGCCCUCAGCCCAUGAAGUACAGAGAGACUCCUGUCUUUUACUCUGCUAUUAGUAAAAACACAUCUUUAAAAUUUGCUCCAUUUCUAAGUGGAGUUCAAAUGCCCAGACAGAAGCACAGUAAACUCCCAUUCUCUCUGCAGUGGCCUGUGUGGUGCCCACAGCCUCUCCUGUGAAUAAGUAGCUUGUGUUAAUGUAGUACAGUUGUCACUUAAAGGGAGUUGAAGGGGUGGGGAACAGAGACAGUGAGGCUAAAGGAGGCACUGUUCUGUUUCCCGGGCACACCUGUAGUAUUUACUGCUGCCCUCAUUGGAGAUGAACUCUCUCGUAGGCCUGCCAGACAUCGCUGAGACAUGGAAGAAAUCAGACAGAAAACAGCUCCCUGACAGGGAUGAGUGGCUAGAUUUAAACUUGCUUUUUUACAACACUGUGAGGUUUCUGUAUUAGCUUUUAUUUGGAAGCGAUCAUGUAUGGCAUUUUUGUGCUGUUUGGUUUUUACUGUCUAUUGCAGGCUUUUUUGUGAGCUUUGCACAACCUCCUUCUCUCCAGGACACUGUUUUAAAGUGUCCCGAUUAUCCACGCUGCCUGAGGUUCUGAUAUAAAGCUGUACCCUGAGGUCCACAUUACCAAGGUGCAUGAUGGUGAUUUGUUACCAUGGUAGCAAAGCCUAUUCAAAAACAAAGCUCAGUGUGCUGGUACACCCCUGGAAGGAUGGCACUUGCUUGGGUGAGGCAGGAGGAUUAUGAGUUUGAGGCUACAUUGUGAGACCUUGUCUUAAAAACAAAAAUAACAAACUUUUGGGAGUAAAAAAGGAAACAAGACUGGAUUGCACCUCAUCUUAAACCCUGUGUUGUUUAUUCUAGAAAGAGAACUUGCAGGCAGAGAAUACAGAUCUGUCUGUUCAGAGGGGAAAACAAUCAAUAUAAACACUUAAAGGAAAAUUAAAAGGUUCUAAUUCAAUUAAAAAAAAAAAAAGAGUUUUGUAUCAACUAUCAGCAAGAUUGGUAAGCCGAAUGGGGACUUUAUAAAUGUUUAGCCGACCUGAACACCCACAUAUGAGAUUAACAUAAGUCAAAAUGAGUUCUAACUAAAACUAGCUGUCUCCACUGAGCCACCCUCAUGAAGGUGCCACGGCAGCCACAGACAGCACUUCAGGCAGCAGGAGCAGGGGCCUGAAUCUCUGUUGUAGAAGCACUGUGCACUGUCUGGGCUGCUGUGCUGUGCCGUGCUGUCCUGUCCUCCCUCUGCUGUCUGCAGCGCCUAAGAGGGUUGUGUCAGUUGGCAUCACACUAAACAGUCUAAAGAGAACAGAUUGACCUUGACUAGCUGGCUCCAGGCCAAAUGCCAGGUGCUGCUCUGCCAGCAGCAAUCUCUCUCUCUGAACCCUUUGUAAUCGGCUGGUGUGUUUACUUACCACUGUAGCCAGCCAAGAUGAAUACACCCCAGCCCUCAAAAAUGAUUUCUUACCUCAGUCUAGCCUGGUCCUCAUGCUUGUGGUUGCCUCUAAGAGCAGCACCCAUGCUAGUGCAGAAGUAGCAGGGAUACCCGUGGCAGCCAGGAACUGCAGCUCUCAUCAGAUGGCAGGCAGAGCGCUUGCCAGCUUUAACCAGCCUCUCUGGCUGACAUGGGAGGGCAGUGCCACAUGGUAAAGAACUUCUAGAUGUCUCUAAAAAUGCCAUGAAUAAAGUUGUAAACUGUAGAAGUGUUCAUGUGUCCUAUGGACUCGAUAGCAGAGUUUAUUUUUGUUCACAGUGGCAAGGCUUCUGGAGUCCAUGAUUGUGUGAGUCCCUUGUUCUGGUUAUGCCUUCAGCUCCAUCCACAUUCAGGGGACGAACCAAUGAGGUGGGCUGGCUGGCAGUGCUCCAGAGUAUGCUGAGAGUCGAUAGUAGUGCAGAAUGAAAACUUGGGGGUGGGGGAUGGGAGGAAGCAAAGGAGAUCUGAAAUUUGUUUUACUGAUAAAGCUUUGUGAACUAAUUUUAUACAAUUCAUAAAAUUUGGUGCCUUGUUCUUAAUUACAGUUUGCAUGAGAUUGAAAAGUUAAGGGGAAGGGUUCCUUUUUGUUAUGUCAAGUGGCAGAUGGAUCUGUAGUGUUUAAAAGAUAUGUGCUAUCAGAUUUUAUAGAACAUUCUUAUCUCUUGUGUAUGAAUGCAGAUUGUCCUUACCAGCAAGUUCUUGAGUUCCUUUGUCCAUAAUUGUAUUUAUAAUCAUCCAUCAGAUAGCUCUUUCAAGACAGCCAACAUACACUACUGUUGUUCAUUGCCUCUUGUAUAUGCUGAACAUUAAUGCUGACCUUUUCUGGAAGGUGACCCCUUCCUGAAUGUGUACCACAUCUCUAUCUGGGGUUGCAGCUUAUGUGUGGAAGGGUUUCCAGGUAGUUGGGAGAGCCAAAUGAUCAGAUGUUAGGCAAUCAAUGGCGGUGGAAUCUUCAUCAAUUCUGGAGUCCUUCUGCACAAACCAACAGGAAGCAGUGUAGGAAACAACCCCCCCACACGUGACCCUUUAGAUUGUAUGACAAACCAGUACACUGUGUAAUGUGCAGUGAGUGAUGCAAAAAUGACGUCCCUGACACCACCACUGCGCACAUGCAGCUGGGGAGGUGCUCAGUGACUGUGGAAGGUUAGCAAGACUUGGGCUGUUCACAGCCUGUCUUUCAUUCCAGCCGAAGGGUUUCCGCUGAGCUCGUGAGACUUCCCCAAAGGUGUUGACAGGCUCACCAUUCAAAGCGCACUUGGUACUGGGUCUCUCAGCCCAGUUCCAAAUUGGGACUAAUUAGGUAAAGAGUGUAUCUUUGGAGUGAAAUUUUCCAGGGUCACUUGAUUUUUACCAGCUAAGAGUGGGUCUCUUGGGUGGUUCUUUUUGUCAGCGCUAAAGCACCUUUCUCAGGGUUGUGAACGUCAUCUCUUCCACAUUCCUGUCUGCACUUUAGCCGCUGUUGACUUGUCAACUCACACAUGGCUUAGCAGCUGUGGGCAAGCAACUCUGUCCAUACUUAUGCCGGCGUGUUUCCUUUAAAAUACAACAGCUGCUGACGAAAUAGCUCGUGCUACAGCACUUAGCUAGCAUGCUUGAGACAAUGGGUUCCGGGUCACCUAAACCAGUUUAAAGGAAAACUGCCAAACCAGCAUUAUGACUUCCAAAAGCAACAGUAAAGUUACUUGAAAUUAUAUCUUAAAUUUGGAAUGAAAAAAAAACUAUAUUUUUAAAAGCUAUGUCUUAAUUCUAUCUAGACUCUGGUUUUCAACAUAUAAUUUUUUUUUUAACUAACUAGAACUACUCAGCUAUAGGAUCAUAUAGCACACUUUAAGGUUUCAUUCUUCAAAACAAAAAACAAAACAAAACCAGGCUGCUAUUUCCUAGCUUAGCUGCAGUCAUGUGGGGUUCUGCAUCUAUAAUACAGCUUACAAAGCUGCUUCCUAGUCACUUUAUGGGCCUUUGGAAGUAAUGGCUUCAAACCCAAGCCUUAUCCAUGUAUUCACAGUCAUGACCCUGCCCCCCCCCCCUUUCUUUUCCAAGGCCUGGUCUCACUGUGUAGCCCUGGCUAGCCUGGAACUUUAGACUAGGCUGGCUUCAGAGAUCCACAUGCCUCUGGGAUUAAGUGUGUUCCAUGGAGCCCAGUCUCUUAAUAAUUUCUAAAACAGACUUCAGAGUAUCUGAGACUCAGAAUAAAUUCUAGGGUCUUGAUUCAUGUUAAGCCAAUUCUAGGCCUGAAUUUACUCAUAGUUUCUGCUAGCCAUCAUCACAUCACACAGGUUCUUCAUUCACAAGAUGGUAAUCCCCACCCCAUAUCAUAUAUGGCUGUUAGUGGGGUGCUUGCCUAGCAAGCCUGAGGCUCAGAGUUUGAUCCCAGCACCAUGUAAAACCAGGCAUGGUAUAGCACACUUGGACUCCAACAGUUGGUGGAGGCAACAAGAUGAGUUCAAGGCCAUCUUCAACUGUGUAGUUAAGUUUGAGGUUUGAGGCCAGUCUAGGCUACAGAUAUCCUGCCUCCAAAAAAAAAAAAAAAGAAAGAAAAGGAAAAAAAAAAAAAGAAAGCCCCCCUCCCCCUGCCUUCUUUCGGUGGGUGUUUGGAAGUCACAUCAUGAGUUUCUGCAGUGAGCUUUGCACCUAGGCCCCAGAGAACUGACUGAAACGGUGUCUAUCCACAGAUCUAGGAAAGCAGCUAGCAGUAACUGUCGUCAUGCAGCUUGGCCAAUUACACAGGCCCUUCUCAUUCGUGCCCUGUAAUCCAAGACCAGUUCCAAAGGAGUCUUUGCACAAAAAAGCAGUAUUUUUUUUUUAAUGCCCAGUAAAUUGACUAAAUGAGACUCUUUCUAGCACCAUCUUGUCCCAGCCACAGGAGUCUCUCCACGCUGACUCAUGUGCCCCACAGACAUAGACAGUGGCACUAACACGAGUCUGGGGGUAGGAAGUUGCUUCCUUGUGCCCACUAACAAGCUGACUCCACCCACAACCAGUGCUCUCUUCUGCCACCAAAUCUCACUCUAACCCAACAACAGUGCCUCCCUGGUGCCUGGAAAACCCACCUGGUGAACUAAAUGCCAAACAACACCAAAUGGCCUCUUCCCCAGGCGUGCUCACCAGCAGUAACUCCUCAAGAAUCAGCUGUGUAGCAUAUCUUUAUCACUGUGGAGUAGGUGGUUCCCUCUCAAUGUCUUUUUUCUAUUCUCUUUUUUAAAUGAGACAAACAUCUUCAUUACAAUCCAUGUUUGGGGCUCAUUGCUAUCUCGAGUGUGAAACACAAAUCAUGGCUUUUUGGUUUUUGUAAACUGACUUUUUACACCGUGGUUUUGAAAGAAGUUUAUUAUUAAAAGAAUAAAACGUC